Messenger RNA from Bursaphelenchus okinawaensis, 1027 nucleotides. The record is from the annotation of a GenBank genome assembly. Lineage: Eukaryota; Metazoa; Nematoda; Chromadorea; Rhabditida; Aphelenchoididae.
AUGGACGACGAUCAGCCCUUGGACACGUUCAACCCUGAACCCUAUUCCUUUGUCAUCACGGAACGACGGCGCAAGAAGCCCAGAAAACGCGUAAUUUAAACUUUUAAAUUCAAAAUUUUAAGUUAUGAAAUUAGUUUUGACAUUAACAUAUUGCUUUUGAGAACGAAACUACUCAUAAUAAGUAAGAAUAAGUUGAUAUUGCAGUAAGAAUUACAGAAUCAUGGUUUUUUCCGCCAAGCUGUGCCAUGUUUACCUUUUCCGCUGGCCGUCGUAUGUUGUACUCUAAACGUUAUUUUUCCCGGUUUCGGUGAGUUUACGCGGCUAAUUGACUAAAGUGCUAGUUGUUUUCAUAAACGAGUAUUUACUGUUUGAACAUACGAAAUUUUAAACAUAGAUAACAACAAGAUAAUACAAUUAUGAUCAAAAUGUAAUUAUGUGAGCACCAAUAACAAUUAUUAACUUUUUGCAAACUUCAAAACAACCUUGAAACUUUUAAUACAGUACUGUAAUACAAUAUAGUUUAAAAAUAUACUUUUGUUAGUAGUACACGUUAGUACAUUUAGGUACGAUAUUCGCUGGCUGUAUGGUAUGUUGUUGUGGGUCUUUUGAAUCUCCCAAUCCUCGUUGUAUCGUGUUUUGCUCAAACUUUUAUUGUGGUAUCUUGCAGCUGUUACUGUCGCCACUAAUUAUUGGAUAUGUUUGGUAUGUUACUAUGCUUAUUGCUGAAGUUAUUUUAUCUUUUAGUUUUUGAUUUCUUAAUCUAUUAUGUAGCCACAAUGAUGCUCAACGUGAUGUUAUGUAAAAUAAAAGAAAAAUGUCUAUUAUAGCCAUGUUAUGCUAUUACUCCGUAUUGCAUAAAGUAAUUACAGUUCUAAUUAAGACUAUGACUUACUAUUAACGAGAUAUAACCGUAUACAGGUCGAUCAUGUGGGGCGUCUUGUUCAUCCAGAUCUCGCGGCGCUGGUGGAUCUCCAGAUUAGAAGAUCGUGAGAAUCUGAUCGAGAAUUGCCCCUGCUCAUCGUGGUAA